Molecule: messenger RNA, 2167 nt
Organism: Fundulus heteroclitus (mummichog)
Lineage: Eukaryota; Metazoa; Chordata; Actinopteri; Cyprinodontiformes; Fundulidae
Product: ankyrin repeat domain-containing protein SOWAHC
Exons: 2
Coding region: 213-1853 (546 amino acids)
Molecular function (GO): protein binding
Source: RefSeq, a predicted model, not a curated record
ACAGUCCUGAUUGGUUCACGGCCAUGUUUCUGUUAUUGGGAAACUGUCUUUGACCUUAUAUGGUCCAGUCCGGAAGUGUCCCGUUGCUAGGAGGCGGAGAACGCUCGGAAUAAAAACGCCGCUCUCUGCUCCGCUCCCCGUGGAGGAACCUGACUAUCGGGGUGUUCUCGGUCUGUUGGCGGGGGAGGCCCCCCUUCCGGAAUGACUUCCUCAUGGCCGGCGGCUUCAGUCAGGACUCCGUAGCGGACUUCCUGAGACAGAGAGGAGGCAGAGUGACGAGCUCAGACUUAGUGGAGCAUUUUCAGGCCGCGUUCCCGCAGGAGCCGCGCGGCAGGGCGGCCGCCCGCAGCUCCUUCAAGUCCUGCGUGGACGGCGUGGCGUUCGUGAGGACGGAGAGCGGGGUCAAACACGUCUGCCUGCGGAGGCAGUUCCGCUACUCCGCUCCGUGCUCCCCACCUGACGGCCAGGUGAGCUGCCGCGAUGACGCAGCCGCACGCGCUCAGGUGCAGCAGCAGCAGCAGGGAGAAGCGCGCGACUCGCGUUGCGGAAAUGACUCGAGGAGAGUUCCGCAUUUUAUCGCGGCGGAGAGCGAUCGGUCGCACGAGCCAGAGCUGGACGGUGGACAGCGGGGGGUUCUGGGUGAGGAGGAAGGACGCUGCGGUGGCAUGGGGAACACGGGGAGCAUCGGUCUGAGGGAGUCCAGGAGGGAGAGGCACGUAGAACCUGCCAUUCCACAAAUCACAGUGCUCCAGCCUUCGCCUCUCCCUAAGGACACAUCUGUCUUCAUCCUGCCCGGGCCUGAACACACGGCAGCUGCAGCUCAGGUAGGCCCUGCGUUGGCGCCCGGGGGCCUGAGAGUGGCAGAGCCUGGUUCUGGCACCCGGCAGAGGUUCCUCUCUGGUUCUCCAGAGAACCAGGAGGAUGAGGGCAGCAGCAACGAGGGCGGCUGCAGCCCGACCGGCAGCAGGAGACACUUCAUCCGGGCGAUGAUGGACAGCUCCCCGGAGGUGCGGCGCAGCGUGGUGCGCCGCACCUCCGCCCGCAGCGCCGUCCGCCCCGUGUCCAGGAGCGACUCGGACUCGGCCUCGCUGGCCUCCGCCGGCCCGGACGAGGAGCGCACGGCCGUCACCCUGGACCCCGUGGAGCACGAGUGGAUGAUGUGCGCCUCGGACGGGGAGUGGGGCAGCCUCCAGCGUCUGCUCAGCGCCGAGCCCAGCCUGGUGCUGAAGAGGGACUUCGUCACCGGCUUCACCUGCCUGCACUGGGCGGCCAAGCACGGCGACGCGGGCCUGAUGGAGGAGAUCGUCCACUUCGCCGAGCAGCGCCGCCUGCCCGUCAGCGUGGACGUGCGCUCCAACAUGGGCUACACGCCGCUGCACAUCGCCGCCAUGCACCGCCGCAUGGAGGUGCUGAAGCUCCUGUGCGGGGCGUUCAACGCAGACGUGGAAAUCAGGGACUACAGCGGGCGGAAGGCCUGCCAGUACCUCCCCGAAGGCGUGAGUGCCGAGAUGCAGGACAUCAUGGGAGCGCGCGAGCUCUCCGAGUCCAGAGGCGCGGAGCCCAGUGGCGGAGGCCGCUGGAGGUUCUCCAAGGUCCUGCAGAGCAACCUGAAACCCAUGCAGCUGCUCAGCCUGGGCGACGGCGACCCCGCGGGCGGGGACGUCCGUCUCAGGCACAAACCCGUCAGGAGGAGGUCCUCGCUGGGCAGGAUGAAGCCCAACCUGCAGAAGAUCCGCCAGAGGGCGUCCCAGAUCGUCCACAGCACUUCGUUCCGGGACAAGCGGGAAACGGACGAGUCAGAGGAGACGCCGUCCUCCGAGUCCAGACCCAAAACCCAUUUCUUAGGCUUCUGAUCCCGGCUAUUUUGCGGGAGGUCUGCACGGGCCCGACAAACUCUCUCCCCCUGACCCGAUGCUUCGCCGUGCUGCUCAGCUGAAACGAACCUAUAUAGAAAUGUGAAUCUGCGAAAAAAGCAGGAAGCCGAGACGGCGCCGCCUGUCGCCUCUCCAAGCUCGCCUUUCUGUAGAGCAGCUGACUGCAGCCUCCAGAGGAGCAGGUAGCCUGACUAAGAGCAGGAUACAUACAUGAAAAAGGGUUAUAUUUUUUUAGAUAUAGAAAUCUGCUUUUGCUGCAAUAAGAAUACUUGAUGAAAAAACCAGCAGACUGA